AUGCAGAAACGCGCGGUGGUGGUGAGCGCGGCGGCCGCCGUGCUCGGCCUCGCCGCGGCCGUCCUGGGGUUCGCCGCCGAGUAUUUCAAGCACAAGGCUUUCGUGGGGUCCGACGCGUUCCGCUGCGAGUACCGCCGCACGCCGGCGUUCGGCUGCGGCAUCGCCGCCGCGCUGCUCUCGCUGGCCGGGGCGGCGCUCGUCACCGCGGCCAGCGGCUGCUUCGGCGCCGGCGCCGGCGCUCCCGCGCCCGCGCGUGGCGCCGGCAGGAAGGUGUGCGCGGCGCUAGCGUGGUUGCUGGCAGCGGCGGCGGCGGCGAUGUUCAUGUACGGCGCGUCACGGAACGCGGGAGGGACGGGGGGCUUCACCGCGGUCCGCCGGCGGCCCGGGCGGCGCAGCAGCGACGGCCGCGCCUUCGACUUCGUCUGCGCCGAGCUCAGGGACGGAGUCUUCGUGUCGGCGUCGCUCGCGGCCGCCGCCGGCGUCGCCUGCGCGAUCGCGGCCUACGUCGACGCCCUCCGGCAGAGGGACCAGCAGACGGCCACGCUGGGCGUCGCGAUGGGGCAGCCGCAGUGGCCGUCGCAGCCACCGUACCCGGCUCCCGUGGCUUACCCUCCGUACGGUGGCUACGGCGCCAAGCAACCUGCAGGGUCAGCGUGA
Molecule: messenger RNA, 657 nt
Organism: Panicum virgatum (switchgrass)
Lineage: Eukaryota; Viridiplantae; Streptophyta; Magnoliopsida; Poales; Poaceae
Exons: 3
Coding region: 1-657 (218 amino acids)
Source: RefSeq, a predicted model, not a curated record